Penaeus vannamei (Pacific white shrimp) is the source of this 3153-nucleotide messenger RNA. The record is from RefSeq and is a predicted model, not a curated record. NCBI's taxonomy places the organism in Eukaryota, Metazoa, Arthropoda, Malacostraca, Decapoda, Penaeidae.
AAACGGGAGUGUUUUGAGUAGAGAUCUCGGGUCUUCAGGUGGGGAUCGUCUGCCUCUCAUUGGCCGGACUUGGACGAGGCUUUUACCGGCGAAGAGCCAAAAAUGCUACGAAUAUCAUCCAGGAUCAAGCCUCAUGUAGCGUCCAAGAUUGCCCGUGGGCAUGGGGCCCAGAGGCUGCAGUCCACCCACUCCGGUGGUGGUGGUGGGAGCAAGGUUUUGAUCGCUUCAGCUGGUGUAACGUCCCUUGUUGCAGGUGUUGUUGGAUAUGCAGCUUGGAGUAAUGACAACAGGAAGAGUAUUGAAAAUACGAUCCCUGGCUCGGGAUACGUCCUUGGUGCUCUUUUGGGCCCAGUGAUGGAGCCUCUCCCACCCAAACCAGUCACCAAGGAUGUUGGCCUUAUGAAGAAGAAAUUAGACCGCGAAAAGAAGAAGAAGAAGGAAGAAGAAGUUGCUCCUGCUGUCACUGAGGGAGAGGCAGCCAAAUUAGAACCCCCAGCUGUUGUUGAGGUGUCAACAGAGCCUGUAAAAGAUGAUGAAGUUGUCCUUGAGCAAGUAAGCAGUGAGACUGUCCCAGAGGGCAAAGUUGAGUUAGAACCAACAGCUGCAGUACCUUCUGAGGCUGAAAUUGCAGGUAUUUCAUCUGAUAUAGCUGGAGCUGACACCCCAGGAACAGAAUUGAUCAUAACCACCCCGGGACAGCCUGAAAAGGCUCCUGAAUCAUCGAAUGAAGCUCCAGCUGUGUCUGACCUGGAGACACGCCUGGCUUCUGGUGAGAUUGAACAAGAUGUUGAAAAUGCAACUCUAACAAAGGUCUUGGAAGACUUAGCAUCUGCAGCCCAAAAGCAACUCACUACAGCACUGGCCUCAGCAGAGGAUGCCGCUGUGAUCAUUCGGCAGCAUGCAGAGAAGGCCUAUCUUGCCAUUGAUGCAGGCCAAGACAAGGAGAUCCUCUUUGCGGCAGUGGCGGAGCUGUCUGAGAAAAAGGCGGAAGUUGUGAAGACUGCUCAAGAGAAGAUUAAUCAGGCAGAAGAAGCUGUUGAGAAACUCAAGGAGCAGAUUGCCGAUGGAUUAUCCUCAGGCCUCACCCGUGACAACAAGAGCCUGAUUACAGCAGAAGAAAGUCUGGCCGAGCUAAAAUAUGCUGUGGAAAAUAUUAAGACCAUCAUCAGUCAGUCUGAAAGAGACAGCAAGGUUGUUAGUGAUUACCGUAACCUCGUUGAGUCGGGACGGGAACAGUUUGAAGCGGAGGUGCGAUCUCUCUUGCCAGAAGUGAAGUUGGGUGAGACAAGUGAUAAGUUAACAAGAGAUGAACUGAACCUCCUCAUUGCGCAUGCUCACCGCAAAGUGUUGCAACUUCAGAACCAGCUUGCAAGGUUGCAGGCUGAAUCAGAGACCCUUGAGCAUGACCGCUUCAAGGAAGCCCUUAAUAAGCAGCGUGAUGAUGAUGCUGGGCUUUUGGAGGCAAAGGUCAAUGCAUCUCUAGAGAAGCAAAAGCAACAGCUUGAAGUUGAAUACAAACGAAAGGUUGCUCAGCUGCGUGAGGAGUUAGAAAGUGAACUGAGGGCACAGUUGAAACGUCAAGCUGCAGCACACAGCGACCAUCUUGCUGAUGUGCUGACCGUCCAAGAGAAAGAGCUUGAAAGCAAGUGGUCAGAACUGCUUCAGGAUAAAGUCCAGACAGAGAAGGACAAAUACCUUAGUUCCGUUGCUGUCAUGCAGGGCCAGCUGGAUGGGCUGAAGAAUGCACUGACAGCCCGAGCUGAUGUUGACAAAGCAGCAUAUUCAGCUCGAGAACUGUGGCUUGCUUGCGAGUCUUUGAGGAGUGCCCUUAGGCUAGGCAAGGAAGGUUUGCCAAUGUCAUUGGGAAGAACAACUGCUGGAGGUGAAAACUCUUAUUUGAGUGCAGUGAUAGGGGCUGUGUCAGAAGAAGCUCGAACUCGUGGUGUAUAUACAGAAGAUGCCUUAAGAGAACGUUUCAUUAAAGUUGAUAGAAUCUGCAAGCGUGUAUCCAUGAUUGGAGACAAUGGUGGUUCUCUAAUCAAGUACAUGCUGUCUUACGUUCAAAGCUUCUUGAUUCUGAAUGCUUUUGAGUACUUGCCUGGCAGUGAAGUCCGUGAUGAAGAGGUUCCAGUUGACUCACUCUCUGUGUAUGACAUCUUAGCAAGAGCCAGAUAUUGCCUGGACAAAGAUGACCUCCUUCAAAGUGUACGUUACAUGAACCUUUUGCGUGGAGAAGCCCGCAAUGUUGCCUCCAGUUGGAUCAAGGAGGCUAGGCUAACCCUCGAAACACGUCAGGCAGCUGAUGCUCUGCUGGCUCAUGCUGCUGCUACAGCUGUUAAGGCACUUUGAAAGUUAUGAGGGUCAUAAUUUUGUUUAGAUAAAAAAUUGGAAUAAUAGUUAUUUUUUUUACUUAUGAAAACAUAAUUGAAACAAGUUUUCUGAAUCAAGGUUGUUAUAUCUGGCAUGCUGCAAAGAUAAGCAUGCUUAAAAUAUCACAUGAGGAAAAUGAGGCAAGAUAGGUUGUAAGCUCUAACUAUUGUAUACAAUAAGUUUGCCCUUAUUUUCAAUGUGAUUGAAUGUAUUUCUUAAAAAUUAUUAAGUUUUAGUCUGAUUUACUGUAUUCAGUAGUUAGCAGCUUAAAUUCUAUUGUGUUACAGUCAGUGCAAAAUUGAUCCAUUUUAAACUAAUAAUAUCAGCAUAAGUCUAACCAUGAUAACAAUGGGCUGUUAAUUUGUAUCUAACCAUGAAGUCACUUGCAUCAGAGGACAUAGGUUUUCAUAUUUUAUAUAUAUGCAUUGUUAUUAUGUGAUAUGUACAUACUGUUCAUAUUCCUAAAGAAGAAAGUUAACUUUGGCAAAUGAAAUGAAAAUAACAUGUGUUUUGUCUGAUUCCAUCCUAAGUUACAUUCUAUUUUCAUAUAUAAAGAUCUUCAGUUGCUUAAAUUAUUUUGAUCUGGGACAGUAAGGCAUCUUCGUACAACAGCCUGUCAUUUUAUGAUAACUAUUGAAAGUUUGCCAGAUUGUAUGUUGAUUUGUCUUGUAAAUGUUCUCAUCUUUGAAAUGUAAUUUGUAAAUAGUUAUACAUGAUGACGUACCCAUCUUUUGGUGGGGGUCAUGUUCAAAUAUUCCCAUGUAGAAUAAAAUGUAAGUAUUU